GAGGAGGACCAAGAGCAGGACGAGGAGCAGGACCAAGGGCAAGACAAGUACCAAGAGCAUGGUAACAACGAGAAUAGCAAUCAGAACAGCGACAAUGACACUGACGCCGCUAUCAGUGUCGGUUGCGGUGAUGCCCAAAUCAAAGUCGACAGCAACACGAAGGAUACUAAUACCGAUACCGAUAUCGAAUCAGGUCGUCAACUCGCAAGCCUAACGAUAGACAAUGGUGCGAUCUUGCGAUUCAUGUCAAUCGUAUACGCUUGGGACAGUGCGGACGAUACAUUGAAAAGCUCGUUCGCCU
Neurospora tetraspora is the source of this 301-nucleotide messenger RNA. RefSeq lists its product as uncharacterized. The record is from RefSeq and is a predicted model, not a curated record. The annotation marks the transcript as partial. The transcript has a single exon. NCBI's taxonomy places the organism in Eukaryota, Fungi, Ascomycota, Sordariomycetes, Sordariales, Sordariaceae.